This is a messenger RNA of Anguilla anguilla (European eel), 2522 nucleotides long. It is a transcript of the gene serhl, whose product is annotated as serine hydrolase like. Bases 192 to 1184 code for a protein of 330 amino acids. The transcript has 14 exons. NCBI's taxonomy places the organism in Eukaryota, Metazoa, Chordata, Actinopteri, Anguilliformes, Anguillidae. The record is from RefSeq and is a predicted model, not a curated record.
UGCAGUGCAAACAGUGCUUGUGUUUGAGAGAUCCAUGCCAAAGACAGCAAAGCUAGGUUUCGUGAGGUACACCAUCGUGGAAUUUAUACCAAAGCCUUUCAAGGUGCUGUAAGUACCAGCGAACGGGACAAUGUCCGGCAGAACAACGCAGGGAAAAGAUUAGAUGUGCCCAAUGUGAAGGACUUUUGAGUAUGUUUAAAACCCUAAGAGCUGUCAGACAUUUGUCUACCGGAGGUGCAAUGCAACAAGCGGUUUCAGAACUGUGUGUACCUGUUCCAUGGGGACAAAUAAGGGGACAGGUCUGGGGUCCUGACCAUGGCCGUCCAGUGCUCUGCCUCCAUGGCUGGUCUGACAACUGUGGGUCUUUCAAAAACCUAAUUCCACUGCUGCCCAAAGAAUGCAAGUAUGUUGCCAUGGAUAUGGCAGGCCAUGGCCUGUCCUCCCACAGGCCAGACGGAGUCUUCUACAUGUUCAGUUCUUACGUGGCUGACGUGUACCGUGUCAUAGACGCUCUGCAGUGGAAGCGCUUCUCAAUCAUUGGACACAGUAUGGGAGGCAAUGUGGCCAGUUUGUUCAGCGCGUUGUAUCCUGAGAUGGUGGAGAGACUCGUGGUGCUGGAUCUCUUCGGUUUCUUUCCCACAGAAGUGGAGAAAAUUCCUGAGCUGAUGAGAAAGGGGAUUGAUGAAAUGGUUCAGUAUGAUAAAAGGAAAGGAGAGAGGGCAGAAAGGGUCUACACGUAUGAAAAAGCAGUGGAGAGGUUGAGGGCAGCGAACCCCUUUCUGUCUGAGCAGUCUGCACGCAUACUUUUGGAGCGAGGGAGCACAGAGGUUGAAGGAGGUGUGGUGUUCAACAGGGACUUCAGGAUCAAUUUGACCAACAUUACUCGACUCACCUUGAUGCAGGCGUUUGAGAUGUUGUCCAGAACCCAGGCGCAGAUUCACCUGGUGAUGGCGAGUAACGGGAUCCGUAGAUCACUCAGCGAGCCGUUGAAGCAAGUGUGUGACGAGCUGCUGAAGGCCUACGCUGACAAAGGGGCCAGCGUGGUGACGGUGGAGGGGGACCAUCACGUGCACCUGAACCGCCCGGAGGCCGUGGCCCAGCUCCUCACCGACUACUUGCAGCGCGGGGCUGUCACGCGCGCAGACGGGCCGGCAACCGGCAUGGACGCAGCUAAACUUGGCUGAUCUGCCAUCCUGUAAAAAAAGGGCCAGCAGUCCCCCUCUCCUGUGCAGAUUUCACAGUCCGUGAAUCCAUGGAGUUCGCGAAUCCAUGUUCGUAUAAUUCGUUUCUUGCCGUUAUGGCUUUAAUACAGUGCAAAUCCUGUUUUAAUGAUUGUUUGAGGGUGCCUUAAUAAUACUAAUACUACUAAUAAUAAAACCUCUCUGAUAUAUAUAGCUCAUUAAUUGGUAGGCCUAUUUUGAAUCAUUCUCUUUAUAGGCCAUAUCGCAGAUUUUAAGCUUUUCAGUUAAACGUUAUUAAUAGAUUACCUGGCGAUCGAUUAAGAAAAUUGCACAGUUUGCAUCCCUAGUGUGCACACGUACACAUGCAUACAAGUAGGCCUACACAUAAACGCGCAGACACAUAAUAAUAACAACUUGGUAUAGCAUCUUUCUCAAACCCACGUUCGCUUACAUACAUACAUAUACAUACAAAGAGGGGGGGAAUACAUAAACAUGUAUGCAGUGAUGUGGAAAGGAAAGCGCGCCCUCAGCAGGUCUGUAAGGAUUGGGCCAGAAUUCCUGCCAAGAUUUUUUUUGUUGUUAUUGCUAUGCAAGACUGACAAACUCGUACAGAAUGCAUUUGCUUCUGGAUAUUGCUGCUAAGCUAUGGAGUUCUGCAAGCUACUGAAUCAUGGGAUGAACUUACUUUUUCACUGAAGGCGUCUGCUUGUUGGCUUAUUUCUGGCUGAAUAAAUAAUAGCGAAGUUAAAUUUGUGUGUUAUGAGUCACGUGAGGUUAGGUUUAUCUACUGUUAAAUAACCUUCAUUUCAUCCUCACCACGUCCUAUGUCCUGAUAUGUAAAACCACAGGAAGAGGGUGUUCUUUCUUAUUAACAUCACUGUUCAUGUAAACAUUAAAAGGAACAAAGUCAAUAUAAGCAAGCGGUGGGGAGAUCAAGUAGUGUAGUGUUGCGCACACACACACGCACAAACACACACACAGCUUGAUAAAUUACAAUGCAUACUUAGCACACACAUACUGAAUCUUUGCUUUUGAUAUUAAUCAGUCCUCUGGCUAAUUAACAUUCUGAACAAUCUACAAAAGUACCUUUACAUCCAGUAUUCUGAAAGUGAACUGCUGCAAUUCAUAACACAUACUCCAGAUUUUUCUCACUGGAGGCAAAUGGUCUGUUUUUGUUACUUUUUUUAUUAUGCUGACUAGUAUGUGUAUGUACUGAAAUAAUGUACUGUAGGGCCAGUGACCUGUGUGGAAUGUUUAAAGGUAUGUCAGUACUACUUGUGUCUGAUGAGAAAUCUGAUUGAAUUGUAUUAAACCUAUUAAUAAAAUGUUAUGAACUGUUAA